AUGAGUAUAUAUGGUCAGGUUCAUGAUAUUGAUGGCACCUCUUUACAAUCCCAAUCCCCUUUUUCUAAUAUACAGUCUCCAGCUACUGAAAAUGCCCAAAUAGAUCAAAAUUUUGUUUACUAUCAUAAUAUUUCUGCUGAACAGUAUCAAAUAUUUAAAGAAAAUGUUGAUAUGUUAUUUAAUGGAAGGAUUCCUCUUCAUGAACAACAAUAUCAUUUAUCUACAAUUGUCCAACAUGUUGAAGAAUAUAUCUUUCCGGCAUUUGAACAAGAAAAAUCGUACCUCAUAAAUAAUGUUCUGUGUGGUUGGGCAAUAAAACAACAAAAAGUAAGUAUAGGAAGUGUUUGGAGUCAAAUGUCACACUAUAAAACACUUUCUAUUAUAAGUACACAAUUUGAGUAUUUUGGUGAAUUGUUAGAACAAACAUUAAAUGGUUUAUUUCAUUUAAAAACAUUCAAUCAAAAUUUUCAACAUUUUUCUAUUUUAUUUGAAAGAUUAAAAGAGAUAGUGCAUUUCUUUUUAUAUUAUUCAAUAAUAGUUUCAAGACAACCACCAUCCGUCUCUGUUAAAUGUGGUGAUGCAGAAAACCAUAGAAGAAGUAGGUUUUGGUUUAAUACGGAAAUAAGAGUGCUUGGAGGAAAGGCAUUUAAUAUUGAUACUUUAAAUAGUGGGAAACACAUUAAAUGUCAUUUAAUUACUGAUGAAACUGCUAAAAUCCUCCUUACAAGUGCUUAUAAAGAGGUUCUUGAUAAUGAAGAUUUUACAUUAGAACCAAUGGUUUCUAGUAUCACAUCAACUAAUUAUCAUGAAACAGGUACUUCAGCUUUUUUUGAAGAUAUGAGACUUUCUAAAAAGGGACCUUUAAGAAGAGAUUCUGUUGCUAGUAGAAGAUAUCAUCUUUGUUAUUCAAUUAAUCUGUCAACAAAACAUGAUUUACAAUUAAUUGGUAAAAAAGUGUCAUUACCAUUUGCUGUUUUAGUCGGUCCAAAAGUUGAGGUUGAGGCACGACUAUUCUUAGAAAGAUCUUUUGCCAAUCUUGUUCAAUCUCCAUCAUGUGAAUUACCAUCAGAGGUUGGUUAUGAGGAGAUGGCAGAGGCAUUAGAAAUGAAAUUUCAAAGUAUUAUUGAGACACCAUUAAAAAGUACAGAUACAAUACCAAUAGUUAAACCAAGAAUGUUAACAAAUCAAGCAAAACAUCAUAUAAUAAUGAGAUUAAAACCAAAUACUGAUGCAAAAAUUUUAUUAGAUAAUUUUAUGAAAUCUCCCGUUGCGGAAGAAUUUUGUCUAAAAAAAGGAAGCACAACAGAUGGUGAAUGGAAACUUGUCCCAUUUUAUGAUUGGUUUUUUAAAAUAGCAGAAAUAAUAAAUAAAUACAUGUCACAGAUGUGGAAUAAUGAAUUAAUAUAUGGUUUUUGUUCGAAAGAUGAAGCUGAAUAUUUAUUACAAUCAUGUCCAUGUCCAACAUUAUUGAUACGUUUCUCAGACAUAGAGUAUGGUAAAGUGAAAAUUAGUGCAAAAUAUAGUAAUAAUGAAAUUCAACAUUAUUGGUAUGAUACAAAUGAGUUGGCUUCAAGAAGUUUACCCAAAGAGUUAUUGACAAAUUCACGUUUUACCGGUGUUAAUUGUAUCUAUCCAAAUAUUAAUUUAGAAAAAGUUUUAGGAGGAAAUGAAAUUAAAAAGACUAGUAUACAAAAUAAACCAAGAUAUUUACAACCAUCAGCAGUUUAUUUUGAUAAUCAAGGUUCAGCAACAUAA
Strongyloides ratti is the source of this 1755-nucleotide messenger RNA. RefSeq names its product SH2 domain and EF-hand domain pair-containing protein. Bases 1 to 1755 code for a protein of 584 amino acids. Gene Ontology annotation, molecular function: RNA polymerase II cis-regulatory region sequence-specific DNA binding; DNA-binding transcription factor activity, RNA polymerase II-specific. Lineage: Eukaryota; Metazoa; Nematoda; Chromadorea; Rhabditida; Strongyloididae. The record is from RefSeq and is a predicted model, not a curated record. The transcript is spliced from 2 exons. Gene Ontology annotation, biological process: defense response; regulation of cell population proliferation; regulation of transcription by RNA polymerase II.